Molecule: messenger RNA, 4206 nt
Organism: Scomber japonicus (chub mackerel)
Lineage: Eukaryota; Metazoa; Chordata; Actinopteri; Scombriformes; Scombridae
Gene: tle3b
Product: TLE family member 3, transcriptional corepressor b
Exons: 22
Coding region: 402-2801 (799 amino acids)
Biological process (GO): regulation of DNA-templated transcription; negative regulation of canonical Wnt signaling pathway
Cellular component (GO): transcription regulator complex; nucleus
Molecular function (GO): transcription corepressor activity; protein binding
Source: RefSeq, a predicted model, not a curated record
ACCGGAGGUUUUUUUUUUCUUUAAAGGACUCUCAAAGGGGGCAAAGUGAGGAGAAAAAAGCCGACUCUAUCCUUCCGUGGUGAGGGUUUCAAAGUGAAGGAUUUUACGUUUUGUGUCUGGAUACUAACAUUUUUUUUUACCUGUGCAAGAGGAGAGAGAGAGAGGAGGAAUCAGUCGAGACAAAAGGUUAUACAAAAGAAGAAAAAAAAAAGACCGACGAGGUGAUAGAUCCAAUGGUCGGGGUCUGAGUGUGAUCCUCGCAGCCGCGCACAGGGCUUUGUCCGCCGCCAUCCUGCGUGUACAGGGGAGGGGGUGGCGGUGAUUUACCGCACCUUCACCGGGAUUACGGAGAGAAAGAAAGAGAGAAAACACACCGAAUUCCCUCGUGUAUAGGACUCGACAUGUAUCCACAAGGCCGGCAUCCGGCACCUCACCAGCCAGGGCAGCCUGGCUUCAAAUUCACUGUGGCAGAGUCUUGUGACAGGAUCAAAGACGAAUUUCAGUUCCUGCAGGCCCAGUACCACAGUCUCAAAGUGGAGUACGACAAACUGGCCAAUGAGAAGACAGAGAUGCAGCGUCACUACGUCAUGUACUAUGAGAUGUCCUAUGGGCUCAACAUUGAGAUGCACAAACAGACUGAGAUCGCCAAACGUCUCAAUGCAAUCCUGGCUCAGAUCAUGCCAUUCUUGUCACAAGAGCAUCAACAGCAGGUGGCUCAGGCUGUUGAACGGGCCAAACAGGUGACAAUGACUGAGCUGAAUGCUAUCAUCGGGGUACGUGGACUUCCCAAUCUGCCUCUCACUCAGCAGCAGCCGCCUCAUAGUGUCUAUCCAGCCUUCAUGCAGCAGCAGCUCCAGGCCCAGCACCUCUCCCACGCAGCCCACGGCCCCCCUGUCCAGCUGCCCCCGCAUCCCUCAGGCCUGCAGCCGCCCGGCAUCCCCCCUGUGACGGGUGCUGGCUCUGGCCUGCUGGCGCUGGGUGCUCUUGGCAGCCAGGCCCACCUGCCUGUGAAGGAUGAGAAGAACCACCACGACCUGGAGCACCGUGGACCCUCAUCUUUUCACUCGCCUCUGGCUCUUCCUCUGAAAGAACGCGAGUCCAGCACGAAUAACUCGGUGUCACCGUCAGACAGCCUGCGGGCAGCCAGCGAGAAGCACCGCGGCUCAUCUGAUUACGGCCUCGACUCCAAGAAACGCAAAGUAGACGACAAGGACAGCAGAUAUGAGAGUGACGGAGACAAAAGUGACGACUUGGUAGUGGAUGUUUCCAAUGAGGAUCCGGCCACCCCUCGGGUUAGCCCCGCUCACUCUCCUCCAGAAAAUGGCCUGGAUAAAUCGCGAGUCCUGAAGAAGGAUGCAGCCCCCAACAGCCCCGCAUCUGUCGCAUCCUCAGGCAGCACGCCGUCCUCCAAAGCAAAGGACCACGCCCAUAACGACAAGUCGUCCACACCGAGCCUCAAGUCCAACACACCCACACCCAGGAAUGAGGCACCCACACCAGGAACCAGCACCACUCCAGGACUACGGCCUCUGACAAUGGGCAAACCACCCGGCAUGGAGGCAUUAGCUGCUCCUGCCCUGCGCACACCUCUCUCCAUUGCGGGUUCCUACGCCACGCCGUUUGCCAUGAUGGGUCAUCAUGAGAUGAACGGAUCCCUGACGAGCCCGGGUGUCUAUCCUGGCCUCAUUUCACCACAGAUGAGUGCAGCAGCUGCUGCUGCUGCUUACGGACGCUCACCAAUUGCGGGGUUUGACCCUCAUCCUCACAUGAGAGCUCCAGGCCUGCCAGCAAGCCUCACUUCCAUUUCUGGAGGAAAACCGGCUUAUUCUUUUCACGUGAGUGCGGAUGGUCAGAUGCAGCCCGUGCCCUUCCCUCCAGAUGCACUGAUAGGCCCGGGCAUCCCGCGCCACGCUCGCCAAAUCAACACACUGAGCCACGGGGAAGUGGUGUGUGCUGUCACCAUCAGCAACCCCACGCGUCACGUCUACACCGGCGGCAAGGGCUGUGUCAAGAUCUGGGACAUCAGCCAACCUGGCAGCAAGAGCCCAGUGUCCCAACUUGACUGUCUGAACAGGGACAAUUACAUCCGCUCCUGCAAGCUGUUGCCUGACGGCCGCACCCUGAUCGUGGGUGGUGAGGCCAGCACACUGACCAUCUGGGACCUGGCCUCACAGACGCCCCGCAUAAAGGCAGAGCUCACUUCCUCUGCUCCAGCCUGCUACGCACUGGCCAUCAGCCCUGACGCCAAGGUCUGCUUCUCCUGCUGCUCUGAUGGAAACAUCGCUGUGUGGGACCUCCAUAACCAGACCCUCGUUAGGCAGUUCCAGGGCCACACAGACGGAGCCAGCUGUAUCGACAUCUCCCACGAUGGGACCAAACUGUGGACCGGAGGGCUGGACAACACGGUCCGCUCCUGGGAUUUGAGAGAGGGACGGCAGCUCCAGCAACAUGACUUUACCUCACAGAUCUUCUCGCUGGGUUACUGUCCCACUGGAGAAUGGUUGGCUGUGGGCAUGGAGAGCAGUAAUGUGGAGGUGUUGCAUCACACCAAGCCUGACAAGUACCAGCUGCACCUACACGAAAGCUGUGUGCUCUCACUCAAGUUCGCCUACUGUGGUAAAUGGUUUGUGAGCACAGGGAAGGACAAUCUGCUGAAUGCAUGGAGGACUCCCUAUGGGGCCAGUAUAUUCCAGUCCAAGGAGUCGUCCUCCGUCCUGAGUUGUGACAUCUCCGCAGACGACAAAUACAUUGUGACAGGUUCUGGAGACAAGAAGGCCACCGUCUACGAGGUCAUCUACUAGAGAGCGAAGGAGGCUCGAACUCUGCUUCAGCACUUCUACUGAGACGACUUUUCUGCUUUCACCCCCCCGACCAUCAUCUGUGGACGGGAAUAAACUGGCCGAGAAUUACUGAAGAUGUGGAAAACUUUAUUGGUGGAAAUGAAAGGAGCUAUUGGCCCAUGGAUACUUUUUUUUGGUCCUUUUUUUUCUUGGAGGGUUUAUCUUUGGGUUGCACAUUUUUUGUGACAUCUGAAAAAACACAUUUUUUGAGAAUAUUUGGAAGCAGUGCUUCAUUUCUGAGAACCUCGUUCACCAGACGUCUUGUGAAAAGUGUACAUAUUGGAUUAAAUAAGACAUUUUAUAUAUAUUAUAAAAAUAUAUAUAUUUUCAUGUCCUGGGUGUACUUGUGAUGGAUUGUUUUGGCCCUCUCUCUCUCUCUCUCUCUUACGUCAUGAUAUUUGAGCGGGAGAGCCGAGCAUAGAUUAGAACUUUUUAACUAUUUUACCUUUUGAUUUUCUUAAAGCACAUUCUCCAGGCUGACUUUUUUCAAAAAUCAAACCGAGGAGCAUGAAACUUGUAAAGUAGGACGUUUUGUGGAGAUUUUAAAAAUGGCCUUUUGUCACAGUGCUCUUACCGGACGAUGAUAAUGUAUUCUGAUCUGUAACAUGGAGCCCUCCGCUGGUUUGGACCACUGUGGGAUCGAGCGGGACACUAUGAUUCAGGAUGGAUGUAAAUUUAAUUCAUAUAUAUAAAUAUAUAUAAAGACUUUUUUAAAGUGUACUAAGUGUACUGCUCUGUCUGUGCUAUCUUUCUCCCUGUUUGUUUUACCUUGUUAGAUGAUGGGAGAUAGCGAACGUUUAAUGUUUAGCCUAACCCUUGGACCUCAGUUGGCAGCAGAAGCACUGCAGCAGGCACAAACUGAAUGACAAUGUGCUUUUUGCUAACUUUUACGUAAUAUGGAUGUUGAAUUGCACCAUUGAUUUCUUGGCUACAGACUUAACUCAAACAGUCCAAUCUGUGCUAUUGGAAUCUUUCUGCCCUUUGUAUCUUAUCAAUAUUCUUGGAAAAUGUUUGGUCGGCCGUGACGGUGCAGAAAGACCUGAUUAACUGCACGAAUCGGUCUGUCUUUAUAAAAAUGUUCAGUGCCUGUAGUUGCUCCGUGAGUCUGGAGCGAUACGGCACUAAAAUACAACAGGAAUACAGGAAUGAGUAAAUCGAGUGUCUCCCAUGUCGACGUGAAGACUUCAGUGAAUAAUUCUGGUUUCUACACUGUGCUCCUGACACUGUCAGCGUUUCCCACAGAAAACAAAAAAGGGCGAAAUCCGCCCGUCCCGCUGAAUCACACCAAAGUAUGUAGCAAAUGCUGUCAGCACUGAAAAGAAAUGUACAGUUGUUAAUAAAUCAAUAAAACUGUUUUUGUAGAAUG